GCCCAGUCCAAUGAUAGGCAGAUCAGAAGGGUGGAGGAGGAAGCGUCCUCCAUCAGGACCGCCAACCCGCAAGCGAGAGAUGAGACGCUGGAGCAGUUGCUGGCCCAAGUUCGCGAUUUACAGGCCCGAGUCGAGGGGAGGAAAGUUGGAGGCUCGAGGGGACAUCCGUUCUCGCAGCACAUCCUGGAUGCCGACCUGCCGCAAGGUUUUCGUGAUCUAAACAUAAGUUAUGAUGGGUCGACCGAUCCAUCGCGUCACAUGAGGAGUUUCGAGAAUAUGGCACUGCUGCAUCGUUAUAAUGACCCGGUGCAAUGUCGAGCCUUCCUAUCGACUUUGCGGGGGUCUGCGCAGGAUUGGUUUCAUCAACUACCAGCGAGAGCCAUCAAGGAUUUUGAGGGAUUCAGUGCGAGCUUUCUCAAUCAAUUUGCGAGUGUCAGACCGCAAGAGAAAUCGUAUUUGACCUUAAUGGGCAUCCAGCAGAGAGAAGGUGAGUCGCUACGAGACUAUGUGGCGAGAUGUACACGAGCAUGCGUCGAGGUGACCAGGGCAUCGGAGGAAAUAAAGGCAGGAGGUUUGACCCGAGGGUUGCUACCGGGCUUGUGCAGGAAUUCUUUGGCGAAGCGCCCAGCUAGAAUGUUCGAUGAGGUGCUGGGGAGAUGCGCGAAGUAUAUGAAUGUCGAAGAAGCGGAGGUCGAUUUCUCAAGAACAGUUAAAGGAAGUAAGGCUGACCCUCGAGAUGAGAGAAGGGAGAAGAAAGUUUCCUCGACUGGGGAAAGGAAAGGAUCCCCACGAGCAGAGAGAGAGGGACGAUCUAGGGGUUGGAGGCCAACUCAAUACACCCCUUUGUCGGCCCCCCAAGCGCGAAUUUUGGAGGUGAUGGAAAGAGAAAUUCAUGACAAUGUCGUCAGAUGGCCCAAGACAAGGAAGGACGGACCAAUGACACCAAAGAGUAAUCUAUAUUGCCGAUUUCAUAAGGACUAUGGGCACAAUACUGAUGACUGUAG
Molecule: messenger RNA, 1004 nt
Organism: Striga hermonthica
Lineage: Eukaryota; Viridiplantae; Streptophyta; Magnoliopsida; Lamiales; Orobanchaceae
Source: the annotation of a GenBank genome assembly